Neoarius graeffei (lesser salmon catfish) is the source of this 2853-nucleotide messenger RNA. RefSeq names its product MOB kinase activator 3B. Gene Ontology annotation, molecular function: protein kinase activator activity. The record is from RefSeq and is a predicted model, not a curated record. The transcript is spliced from 4 exons. NCBI's taxonomy places the organism in Eukaryota, Metazoa, Chordata, Actinopteri, Siluriformes, Ariidae. The coding region runs from base 270 to 920 and encodes 216 amino acids. Gene Ontology annotation, cellular component: cytoplasm; nucleus. Gene Ontology annotation, biological process: positive regulation of protein phosphorylation; signal transduction.
UCUGUGGUGUUUAGCUCAGCUCAGUGCAGUGGUGGCGCAGACAGCAAAGCGGGCUUCAGCAGGCAGGAGAGAGGGAUUAUCUCUCACACGGGACGAAAAUAAAAAGUGGUGGAUAAAGUGCAGUAAAGAUAGCAGAGGUCCAGAAACCACCAGUUGUCGCCGUCGUCAUCUGUCCACUGAGUCACCUUCAUCCUUCCUACCUUUUUAAUCCCUCCAUCCCUUUCCCCUCUUGAGGCCCCACCUCUUCUCUUCCUCGCCCAGCCCUCACCAUGUCCAUCGCCCUCAAGCAAGUCUUCAACAAAGACAAGACGUUCAGGCCCAAGCGUAAGUUCGAGCCAGGUACACAGCGCUUCGAGCUGCACAAGCGAGCUCAGGCGUCGCUCAGCUCGGGUUUGGAUCUGCGUGCGGCCGUGCAGCUGCCCCCCGGAGAGGACCCCAACGACUGGGUGGCCGUCCACGUGGUGGACUUCUUCAACCGCAUCAACCUGAUCUAUGGCACCGUGUGUGAGUUCUGCACAGAGAAAACCUGCCCGGUGAUGUCAGGUGGCCCACGGUUCGAGUAUCGCUGGCAGGAUGAGCACAAGUACAAGAAGCCCACAGCAUUGCCGGCACCGCAGUACAUGAACCUGCUGAUGGACUGGAUCGAGGUGCAGAUCAAUAACGAGGACAUCUUUCCCACCAGCGUAGGAAUUCCAUUCCCCAAGAACUUCAUUCAGAUCUGUAAGAAAAUCCUGUGCCGGCUCUUCCGGGUUUUCGUGCACGUCUACAUCCACCACUUCGACCGCAUCAUCCUGAUGGGAGCCGAGGCCCAUGUCAACACCUGCUACAAGCACUUUUACUACUUUUGCACCGAGCUCAACCUCAUAGACCGCAAGGAGCUGGAACCACUGAAAGAGAUGACCUCACGGAUGUGUCUCUAGGGCCCCGUAUCAGACACCGUGGACCUGAAAAACUGUUUAUCUCGGACAGAGGACGUCCCGGAUGAACAGAUGAACUCGGACAGUGUGAUGCUUAUGAAGUGUGAUGGAAUGAAAAAAGCAGGAUGCGGAAUGAAGCACGGAAGCAUGUCCAUUGUCACUCGGAGCAACAGCACCACCCGGUGGUGAUAAGUAGCACAUGCAUGCAUGUGGUGCUCGUCCUCCAGGUGGCGCUCUAAUGCAGUAAUAGGAUUAUGCACUACUUGAGAACUAUAACUAUGCAGUGUGGCUGGAGAUCUAUUUUGAUUGAGAAUAAUAUCGUAAAGCUACUCACUGGGUAACGACUGCAGAGGAUUAGUGAAAUUAACCCCUGGUGAACACUGUGUGUGUGUGUGUGUGUGUGUGUGUGUGUGUGUGUGUGUGUGUGUGUGUGUGUGGUGUUCAGACCACUUGACAUUCCUCUUUUCUAUGGACCAGCCCAGUAGUGAUCACUAAUCAGUGUAAAGCUGACAACCAGUUUUAAUAAAAUUUUAAUAUUGUAGGGAUUUUGUUUGCUUUUUAUGAUUUUUUUUUUUUUCUACAAAAAAAUGAGCAUCUCAGAGCUUCAGCCCAAACCUGAUGAUGUAAACUGAAUCCAUAAAGAGAAUUUUGGAUUUGUUUCCUAACAGCCAUUCUUGAUUUGUGACGCUGUAAGAUUUGGAAAAAUAUUUAAACAAAACUCCACGCAAUAAGUUUUAUAAAAAAUAAAAAUAAAAGUCUCACAUGUUCGUAGUUAGACGCUCAGGUUGAGGUUGCGUUUGUUUGGGGGUUUUUUUGUUUUGUUUUUUCUGCCUUUCCUGACAGCACAUACCUGUAGCAAUUAGAGGUUGUUUUAGCAUUUGUCACAACUGAGUGCAAAAGUUUGCACACCCCUACAUGGAAAUCAAGAAACCCCUCAAGAUUUUACAGGAUGCUCAGUUUUUAUUACAAAUUAGUGAUGCAGCGAUACUUUCUCCCCCAUACUGAGUACAAGGACGUGUUUUUUUUGGUACUCGAUGAUGCACUGAUCCUGAAAUGGACAACCUGAGGCGUAUUAUUGGUCGUCUCGGUGUGCUUCAAACAAUGAACAACUUCUCAGUUCAGAUGCUCAGUUUCAUGUUGAAGAUGCUAUGGUGUUUAAAUAGUGUGUAUAUAUACAUUUUUUUUAUAGAAAGUGAGAGGAUGGCUAAACUAAGCAUGUAGGGCAGAAUGAGCGAGAGUGCUCAUUAAAAAUAAGCACAAGGUGCUAUAAAUUGCACCUUGAUUCAUGAGAAAAGUGUAGACGCUAGCGAGCCAUGGGGGAAGGAAGCACGUGUAUCUCGGGGUUCAGUGCUCGCUGAAGUGAAGUGCUCUGUUGAUAUUUUUAUAUUAAUUGUGAAACGUGUCCAGAUCACGGUCGUGUCGUGUCAUGUCGUCUGGUCACCAGUGCUGCAAUGCACCCUCAGAUAGUAUGAGCACAGUAUUGGGACAAUACUGUACCUGAUGGUGGUCUGAGUAUUGAUCCAUCCCUGAUAUAACCAUAUAAUAAUAAAAUAAUUACUGAAGCAAACAAAAAUGAGAUUUCUGAAUGUGAUACAAAUGUGGAUUGAUUUUUUUUUUAAAUAAAUAUAUAUAACUCACUUCUUAGAACUUUUUCAGCUCCUGCUGUUUGUGAAUGUCGGGUUUUUUAAGUUGUCUUUCUUUUACAUGUUGGCGUCUGUAUUUCUUCCGUGUCUGGUUGGUUCAUUGUAGGUAACGGUGUAACUUUUCUCAUGAUUUGUGAUCAAUAUUUUCAGAUUUUCCCAAUUCCUAUUGACUCUUGACUGUUUGAGUGUUUGAACUCCUCAUGCCUUAUAAGUGAGACUUAAUGAAGUAGAGAUUGUAUUUUAAGUCUUUAAUGAGGUACGUUUGAAUAAAUAAAUUUAUUAGAGCAUGAAAA